GUCAGUUUGUGGCUUCGUUUUCCUAGGGUGAGGUGCGAGGUGUAUAUUUUGGAUUAUUUUGUUAUCGUUAUCAAUUCCAAAAUGCUGAAAUAGUGUUUAAACCUAGAAAGUGCUCAACUAUGUGUCGUGAUAGUGAUUUAACCAAUUAUAGUUUGUUUGAAGUGUAGUGGCCAACAUGUUUCGAUGUAUACCUUUGUUCAAAUGUAAUCGCCAAGUGGAAUGUGUGGACAAGCGGCAUUGCUCGUUGCCAACAGUACCUGAAGACAUUUUGCGAUAUUCCAGGAGUUUGGAGGAAUUAUUUUUGGAUGCCAAUCAUAUAAGAGAUUUACCUAAGAAUUUCUUCAGACUACAUCGGCUAAGAAGACUAGGUCUUAGUGAUAAUGAAAUUCAUAAACUUCCACCAGACAUUCAAAAUUUUGAAAACCUAGUUGAACUUGAUGUAUCUCGAAAUGACAUUCCGGACAUUCCCGAGGACAUCAAGAAGCUGCGAGCGCUGCAGAUCGCAGACUUCAGCAGCAAUCCCAUACCGCGGUUGCCGGCUGGCUUCAGUCAGUUACGAGCCCUCACUGUCCUCGGACUCAACGACAUGUCGCUUACCAGCCUACCCAGCGAUUUUGGAAGUUUGGUGUCCCUGCAGUCAUUGGAACUGAGAGAAAAUCUAUUAAAAUCACUGCCAGAAUCACUUAAGAACCUCACUAAGUUGGAGAGAUUAGACUUAGGCGACAACGAGAUUGAAGAUUUGCCGGGCUUUAUCGGGGAACUGCCGGCGCUCGAAGAACUAUGGUUGGACCACAAUAAACUACAGUACUUACCUCCAGAAAUCGGCAAUCUGAAGGCAUUAAUAUGCCUCGACGUCAGCGAGAACAAGCUAGAGAAGCUUCCAGAAGAAAUCGGUGGACUCUGCUCGCUCACCGACCUCCACCUCUCCCAGAACAUGCUGGAGACGGUACCAGACGGUACCGGAAAUCUAUCAAAGUUAGCAAUACUGAAGUUGGACCAAAAUAGAUUACAUACGUUAAAUGAAAAUGUAGGAAGGUGUACAAAUCUACAGGAGCUUAUAUUAACGGAAAACUUUUUGAUGGAACUACCUAAGUCGAUAGGCAACUUGCAAGAGCUAACUAUACUUAAUGUAGAUAGAAACUCACUGCCGGAGAUACCGAUAGAGAUUGGGAACAUGACCCUGUUGGGCGUGCUCAGUCUUCGGGACAACAAGCUGACGAGACUCCCCAAUGAACUGGGCAACUGUAAAUCUCUGCACGUGCUAGACGUCAGCGGCAAUAGGCUACAGUACUUACCAUACACGUUAGUCAACCUGGAACUUAAGGCGGUGUGGUUGUCAGAGAACCAGGCGCAACCUCUACUUACAUUUCAAACGGACAGAGACGAGGCGACGGGCGAAAAUGUCCUCACAUGCUUCUUACUGCCACAACUAAGUUAUACCCAGCAACCAGAGCUGGAACACACUGCAGAGGUCGGCAGUGGACACUGGUUCAGGGAACACAGAUUUAAUUCACAGUCGCAAGAGCUAGACAAAAUACGAGAAUCGAGUGUAUCACGAGACCGGGAUUCGGACAACGACGACUGGGAAGAGAAGGAGGCAUCGCGCACUCACUCCGUGAAGUUCACGGAAGAUAUGCCUGAAGCUAAAGAGACUCCGUUCGUCCGUCAGAACACACCUCACCCGCGGGAGUUGAAGGCGAAGGCUCACAAGUUGUUAGCCGGGCGAUCGCCUGACGUCACUCAAACGCAAGAAGCGCCCACGACCAACGGCCUGCCUCUGUCGCCGCCCGAGACCGCGCCUACGCCGGUGCCGACACCUGCUAUGGAACCUGCGAAGCAACCCAUAUUCCAUGCGCCAGCUCCACCUCCAGAGCCGCGGGAAGAAGACAGCGAUAAGGAAACAGUCCCCGACCGAGAAUCUUCUGAAGGAGAGAACGAUGAAAACGACGACUCCGAUGAACUCGAGGCGGGCGCGCGGCGCGUGGCGUGGCUGGCGGGCGUGGCGGAGCGCGCGGCGGCGGGCGGCGCGCGGCUGCACCGCCGCGACACGCCGCACCACCUCAAGAACAAGCGCGUCAACCAGGUGGACGCCGCCCGCGCCAACCACCUCAUUGCGCAGGCGAUAAAGAAACGAGAGGAGGAACAGCAAGAUCAUCAAAAGACUGACGACGAGGAGGCAGCCGAUGACAUUCCUGACGGUGAAUCAGUAUCGGAGCGAGCCGAAAGUGAAGCCCGGGUGGUGAACGACCAACGAUGCAUAGAAGUGCGCAUCGCCCGCGCAGCCGGGGGCCUUGGACUGAGCAUAGCCGGAGGAAGGGGCUCCACGCCAUACAUCGGCAACGAUGAGGGCAUAUUCAUAUCACGCGUCACCCCUAAUGGACCGGCUUAUCUUGCAGGGUUAAGGGUUGGUGAUAAGGUGCUGUCGGUAAACGGUACGUCUGUGGUAGACGUCGACCACUACUAUGCGGUGGAAGUACUUAAAGCAAGCGGCCCUACACUUACUCUGGUCGUAACUAGAGACUCGCCGAAUUCCACCAGAACGCACAGCCGAGCGCCGAGCGGUGCGAGCCAUCAUUCCGUAUCCACUAACGACACUGUAUCCACAUUGGAAAACGGACAGGUUACGACUGGUCGUGGUAUAGUGGGGAAACCUCUUAUUAUCGGGAACCAGUACGCUCAGGAGUUUGAACCGGAGCUUAAAGAGCAAGUGGUGAACCAGAGUACUCCUAAUGCGAACACUCCAGUCGGGUUCAGUCCAUCGCCGACGGGGCAGGUGACCACUGAGACAUAUCAACGCUUGCAGGCGUCGCCACCGCCGCUCACGCAGCCUUAUGUGCCGCCAGUGUUCCAACAAAAGGUGCUAGUUCACACGACGUUGAUCCGCGACGGCGCCGGGCUCGGAUUCAGUAUAGCCGGCGGCAAGGGUUCCCCUCCUUACAGGGAAGACAGCGACGCGAUAUAUAUCUCGCGCAUAUCGCCGCAAGGCGCCGCGGCCAAGGACGGCAAGAUGCUAGUCGGCGAUAAAGUUAUUUCCAUAAACGGCGUAGAUAUGGAGAGCGCACGUCACGAACAAGCCGUCUCUCUGCUAACGGGCCACGAGAGAUUUGUGAGGCUCGUCCUGCAACGGACUAUCACUCCCGACCAGGGCGAACCUCUCCCGCGUCCGAAGUCAACGUCUGAGGAAGUGAGAGAGCACAAGACGAUCCUGGCGAAUGCGACUGUCACCGCGGCACCGAAACCCACCAAUCACGUUACAGCACCACUAGUCGGGAAUAGCACGCACUCAGCACCGCGCGUCAGCACUCACGUGGCACCGUCCGCGGGUCCCGUGGCCCCUGUGGCCUCGCCGACUAAGGCCUCGCCAACCCAAGUGGGGCCACAAAAACCCCCCUUCGCACAUAACGCGGUCCCGCCGCAGCCCGCACCGCGUAAACUGAGUCACCCUAACGGACAGGCCGGCACGAAACCGUCAACUAACAGUACGAGCACACCCCUAACUCCAGGCGCGAAUAACAUGCACGGCUCUAGCGACGACGUGUUUGCGGACGACAUUCAGCCUCGGCCGAUCACGAACGAGGAGUUCCAAGCGAUGAUCCCCGCGCACUUCCUGGGCGGGCCGCGGCCACAGAACCCGGCGCCCACAAACGGCGUCCGAGUGACCGUGGAACGGCCGGGCGCAGGCGUCGUGCUACCACCGCCGCCGGCGACCCUCGGCCGUGUCACGGAAACCAUCACCAAGUCGACCUUCACCGAGACCACGGUCACACGGGUCACGGACAACCACCUGGUCGCGCCGCUCAUCAUAGAAGACGUGGUGUUGGUAAAAGAAGGCGGCUCUCUCGGAUUCAGCAUCAUAGGCGGCACGGACCACUCGUGCGUCCCCUUCGGAGGAAAAGAACCGGGAAUAUUCAUAUCACAUGUGGUGCCAGGUGGAGUGGCAGCGCGUUCAGGGAAGCUUCGUAUGGGCGACCGUCUUGUACGAGUCAAUGGGCACGAACUGACAGGCGCCACACAUCGCGACGCCGUACAACUACUCCUGCAACCAGGACCCACGCUCACAUUGUCCGUGCGCCAUGACCCUCUACCACCGGGCUUCCAGGAUCUAACGAUCGUAAAGCAAGAGGGUGAGAAGCUAGGCAUGCAUAUAAAGGGAGGACUUAACGGGCAGCGUGGCAAUCCUAACGAUCCAAACGACGAGGGAGUGUUCAUAUCGAAGAUCAACAGUGGCGGUGCUGCCCGGAGAGAUGGCAGACUUAAGGUGGGCAUGCGCCUACUAGAAGUGAACGGCAUAUCUCUACUGGGCGCGACGCAUAAUGAAGCGGUGAACGCACUACGCUCAGCCACCAACGCGCCGCUACACCUUGUCGUAUGCCACGGCUACACACGGCCCGAGAAGUACACCACCGGUAGCGAGAGCGGGACGGCGGACACGGGCGGCUCUCUGUCUCACUCAACGUCAAGCCUGAUUGACGAGCCGCUGCCCCAACAUCAACAGGAGCAGCAGUACCAGCAGGAUCUAGUUGAGUUUGAACACGAGAAACAAGUCGCCGAAUUAAGAGGAAAAUCUACGCCGGAAAAGGUACUAGACAUAGUGCACGCGGUAGAAAGCAUGGCUCUGGAGCCGGCGCCGCCGACGUCGCCGGAGCCACAGCACAAGACCACCACCGUCGUCAUGUCCAAGCACACGCUCCAACCUCAGUCGUCUAGCUCGCCCGCGCCUCCUUCGUCCCUCGCGGUGUUCUCGAGGCAGUCGCAGCCGACGCCGCCGCCCGCCACGCCGCCUCCCACGCCGGCCAAUGAAGGCACGCCCGUGGAUCUGCCUGCCCCGCCCGCUGUGCCCGCCCCGCCUGCCUCGCCUGCCCCGCAGUCGCAGCGUCCGCAGCAGCCGCCGCCGCCUCCCCCUAAACCGAAACCACAAGUGCCGCGCAAACCGCAGAUGAAGCGAGUUAGUUUCACCCAAGAACCCGAAUACGACCGCCCGCCGACGAACGACACGAUGACUACUCGUCGUCCCCUCCCGCAUGACCUGCAUGAACCUACUCUCGAGCGCGUCGCUACGUCGGACACUAACGAUGCAUGCGAGGGAAUCGGUAGCUCUGUACUAAUUGACCGGACGAAAACUGAACUUCCGAGACGAAUCCCCAAAGUGACCCCGGUAAUUUCCGAAGACAUGAUCAUCCCCCCUCCGCCCCUGUUCGAUACGAACGUAAGUGAUACUCCGUUUUCGGACGACGACAAAGAUUCGAGUUUGCCGCCGAUCAUCGUUAUUCCUCAGCGAAUUGUGCUGCCGACGCCUGUCGAGGCGGAAACAACCAUGCAGUCGUCCACUUCAACCAAUUCUCCCGAAACUGAAGUCCCUCCCCCCGUCAAUUAUGACGCCUUUCCGAUGACGGAUACUCGGCCCGUAGAUAUCCCGUCCCGUUUUGCUAUUCAGUCUGAAGUGCCUUCGUAUCAAUUAUUCCGUACCUCGGAGCCUCCGUCCCUAGAUAGUGAAGAAUACUAUAACGAACUGUCGGUCAGUCCCGGCGGACUGCCAGAUCCACCGGAACUAUUGCAUGCUCAUUAUAAAACUCUUCCGACCGUUUCGCACCUUCCUAACUCCCCAUGCCACUUACACCCAGAUCAAACACAAUUCGAAUACAUUCCGAGCCACAUUCCAAGCCAUUAUUCAUUAAGAGACUUAAGAGUUAAAAGCAUAUCACCGAGUAUGGUCCACUCAUCGACGUAUCCACCCAUAAACCCGUAUCCGUCUCUAACGACGGUCGCGGGCACAUACAAUCCUUACACAUGCACCGUGCCAGUGUGCGCCUCCAAUCAAAGUUCAAGCUACAAACCUCAAGUAUCUCCAUCGCAAGUGAACCCGGUACUGCAGGACAUUAAUGCAAAUGUCGCACAAACGAUUCCGCAUAUAAUAAGUGAUACGUCUAAAAGUGUCCAGUCAGAGAGAAGAGUUCGCUUCGGCGACGUGACGACUGCGCCCGAAUCUGACACGUUGUCGACACGAUCGGAAGUAGAGAGAGAAGCGAGCUCCCACCCCGCAUACACCCCGAUACCCGCAUGGAGCAGCAAAAUCAAAGCCUUCGCCAUCGGCGAGGUAAAGAUAAAUGCUUCCCCACCUCAUUCUGGUAAUUUUGUGAAAGCAUCUGUCAGCGACAAGAAAAAAUUCUUUGAAAAUGCAAUGGAAGAAAGCCACAAACCGUCGCCAAAGCCAGAGAAAGUGUUCACAUUCCUGUCAGCGGAUGAGGUGGAGAAAUUGAAGCAAGAAGAGGAGAGAAAGAUGGCGUCCCUGUCUCGCGCGGAGCUCCGCUCGUGGUCCCCGGGCGAGGACCGCGCCAGCGGAGACAGCGACCGCGAUGACGAUGAGCCACACGAGAAUGGCCAUAGUGCACCAUCCGGCGGAGGAGUGAGUCCGUCGGCCAAGUCGUCCCGGCGGCGCGCGGGCGCGGGCGCGGGCGAGCCCGAGGACGCCGCCUCGCGCGCCGCGCGCCGCGCCGCUUGGAGGGCCGCGCGCCUGCGCUCGCUCGAACAAGAAGCGUUAGAGUCAGCUAAAACUAUAAAGAGUAUGGUGGGUCCAGCUGAGGACAUUAUAGGCGAAGUACCGUCGAGAGAGAAGUCACCGUCCGAGAAAUGGCCCCUACCACGUAUCGCGUUACGUACAAAACCGGGGCCGAUUCUGGCCGUGAAGGAGAAGGAAAAAUUGUUAGACGAGCGAAUUACUCUACGCACCGAGGAGUUUGUUUGCCCGACCACCGGCGAGACUAAAGUGCGAACCGUCGAGUACAUUGAAAAAGUGAUUGAGAAAGAGGUGGAGACGACGCAGGAGAAGAUAAUAUCAUUGGAGUUGACGACCAGUCCGAGCAGCGAGACUGCGCCGAGCGAGUUAGACGAGGCGGGCGCGAGCCUCGGCGAGGGCGAGGGCUCCGGCGAGCACUCGCUGCAGCCCGACAUCGUGCAGGUCGUCAACCCGCUGCUGGACGGCGGCGCGGGGCUCGUCACCGCCAUCCCCGUGGGCCCCGCCGACCGGCUCACCGCCUACACCCACCACACCGACUAAACCACCCGCACAUCUCCGUUCCCAUUCCCCCACACCCAUGACGAAACUAUUUAUUUUUAAAACCCCCGACUCGACACAAACGACCGAACUCGAUUGUAGAUUUCUUCAACGAAACGAGGGCGAAUCGAACGAGUUUCCAUUGUAUUAUAAACUGUGAUAAUAAGUUUAGAAUUCCACCGACUUUGAAACGGACGAUUUGAAGAAAUCCACUACCGAGACCCGCUUCAAAGUGGCAUUUUAUUCUGAUCACAAUUUUAUUUUUCUAUUAUUAUUUUGCGACGGAGAUUUUUAGAUUUAUAAUAGGUGUUACUGUCUAUUUUGAUAGAGAAUAUUCUUGAAAUACUUUACGUAUUUAAUUUUAAAUAUUUUUCAUUCCGUGCAAGUUUUUAAUGUUUGACUGAAUGUUGAUGCUGUACCUGCUAAGUGGAAACCGUAGAAUGUGAUUGGAUAAUAUCGUAGGUUAGUUGGAGGUGUGUAAGAAUACGUAUUAUAGGUGUACAUACCAUCGAGGAGGGCGCAUUACGAGCGCGGGCGGCCGCGAGCCGCGAGUUGCGCCGGCGUUUACAUGUUGGUAUUCUGGCAUCACAUUUCACUUACAACAUCCUCCUAUACGUGGUCAUGAUUUCAUAAUAUUACUUAGUAUAAAAUAUACUUAAAAUUUUAUUUGUGCAUUGUUAUUAUUCAUGCAGUAUUUUGUGUUCGCUGACGUACUUGUAUUUUUAACUUAUGUUUUAGUUUUACUCUUCGUAUGUGGUGCCUUAAUUUCUCAAAUGGAUUUAUUCAAUGUUAUUAUUAUUACUAUCAGUCAGUUUCAAUAAAUUUAUGUUUUAAAUUUUCAAUUAAUUUAUGGUAGGUACUUGUAGUCGUUUGCCGAUGGUGAUGAAAAAUGCAUUUGCUUUAGAAGGACUAGUUGGAAGUUAUAAUCAAACUGUUUUAUAAUGUAAUUCAUUAAUCUCAAAAGUGUAUAUUUUCGCUGAGGAUUGUAUCAAACUGUCAUAGUAUUAAUAUUUAAUGGAAGAAGUAUCGCGAUGAAAGUUGUGCUGAAUGAAAGAAUGAUUUUCUAAGUGUGUCCUUUAUACCUUUCUAAGGCUCUUUAGCAGUAUGUGAAUUGUAAACUAAUGAAAAUAUUGUAUGUUUGUCCCAAUUAAAUGGUUUAAUAUAUAUUUUAAUAAAAUUA
Molecule: messenger RNA, 8231 nt
Organism: Pectinophora gossypiella (pink bollworm)
Lineage: Eukaryota; Metazoa; Arthropoda; Insecta; Lepidoptera; Gelechiidae
Gene: scrib
Product: protein lap4
Exons: 36
Coding region: 176-7054 (2292 amino acids)
Biological process (GO): neurotransmitter receptor transport, endosome to postsynaptic membrane; neurotransmitter receptor transport postsynaptic membrane to endosome
Cellular component (GO): adherens junction; postsynaptic membrane; postsynaptic density
Molecular function (GO): protein binding
Source: RefSeq, a predicted model, not a curated record